Osmia bicornis bicornis is the source of this 1330-nucleotide messenger RNA. RefSeq lists its product as uncharacterized. Gene Ontology annotation, cellular component: transcription regulator complex; nucleus. Bases 348 to 1106 code for a protein of 252 amino acids. Lineage: Eukaryota; Metazoa; Arthropoda; Insecta; Hymenoptera; Megachilidae. The record is from RefSeq and is a predicted model, not a curated record. Gene Ontology annotation, biological process: regulation of transcription by RNA polymerase II. Gene Ontology annotation, molecular function: DNA binding. The transcript is spliced from 4 exons.
GAAAUGGCAGACGCGAGACGACAUGAUGUUUUGUCGGUGACGCGACAACUUUCUGUUAUCGAACUGCUCGGGUGUUGCAUUUUACGCGUUGUGUCGUGGUGCCACGAUUAUUGUUCAAUAUCCAAAAACUACGACAAUCGAUCUAAAGUAAACUGCAGUACACGUGAAAGUAAUACGAAUUGAAAGAUCGUUGCAAUCAGCGCGUGUCUGCGAACCUACAACGACACGAACGUCGGUGACGCAGACACUGCAGCAACAAACGUAAACUAGCAGCUAGUUCAAAGUGUCUAUUUUUACAUAGAACAUCGCGUAACUGAAACAUCCAUUUAUAAAUUAAAAAGAAAAAAAUGCACGAGACAAGAGAUUACAUAAAUUUAGUGCUAACGGUUAAAAAAUAUCCGGUACUGUACGAUCUCAGUUGUAACGAUUACCACAAUAGAAUUGUACGAAAUAAAAUGUGGAAAGCAGUGGCGCAAGAAGUGAAUGCUACUGCGGCCGAAUGCAAAGACAAAUGGAAAAAUCUGCGUGCCAGUUACAGUAGGCACUUGAGAAAUAAAAUCACGGGAAAUUCCAAGUCGAAGAAACCAUAUUACAUGGCUAGUUACAUGGACUUCCUCCUUCCCUAUAGUAAAGCUGGCAGACAAGACAAUUCAAACGAGGAAGGUACUGUAACACAGGAGGGUUGGAACGACGAAGAGGUCGCCUCGGACGCAUCAUCAAACUACGAAAAAUCAAGCAAGUGUGAUCAAAAAAUUCCACUGUCAGAUAGAGAUACCGAUACGAGGAACGAAGAGCACGCGUUCUCGCGAAACAAUCCGAUUACAUUCGCGAACGAUAAAUUACUGACACCAAGGUCACCCGAUAAUUAUCUUCUAAGCAAUAGGCAAGAACUCGACGAGUCGAUCAGCGAUCCUGACUGGUUGUUCUUGAAAAGCAUAUUGCCAGAUAUUCACCAGAUGACCGGUCCAGAGAAAAGGACCUUUAAGGUAUCCGUGUUGAGUCUAAUCGUCAAGAUAUUAAACGAAAGAGAAUCUAUAGGGACAUCUAUAGAAAACGAAAUUCCUAAUUCUGUGAUGGAAAGUCAAAAGGAUGAAGAGGGAGUUUGAUUUUGAAAAUCGAGGAAUCACCCACACUACGCUUUUUGGGAACCAUCCCCCAUUUCUGACACCAAUUGUAGAAUGGCGGCAGAAAACUUAAGGAGUUUUGUCUUGGGAAUCACCACCGUCCAACUAACUAUAGAGACUCGUCAGGGGGACUGACCCCGGUUCAGUUGUAACGAUUACCACAAUAGAAUUGUAUGAAAUAAAAUGUGAAAAGCAGUGCCACAAGA